Triplophysa rosa is the source of this 6627-nucleotide messenger RNA. It is a transcript of the gene plaat1l, whose product is annotated as phospholipase A and acyltransferase 1-like. The coding region runs from base 142 to 600 and encodes 152 amino acids. The record is from RefSeq and is a predicted model, not a curated record. The transcript has 5 exons. Gene Ontology annotation, biological process: N-acylphosphatidylethanolamine metabolic process. Gene Ontology annotation, cellular component: cytoplasm. NCBI's taxonomy places the organism in Eukaryota, Metazoa, Chordata, Actinopteri, Cypriniformes, Nemacheilidae. Gene Ontology annotation, molecular function: glycerophospholipid phospholipase A1 activity; A2-type glycerophospholipase activity.
UCAAAGCAUCAGCCGUGUGCAGAUAACCGUGACGAAGACCUUUGAACGUCUUUCACGAGGCACUGAUGGAGAGAUCCUGGAAAAAACUCACUUCGACCGUCUCUCUAAACAGACAAGAUCUCUAUAACACAAAGAGCACCAAUGGGCCUGCAUAACUCUCAUCCGAAGCUUUACCCCGGUGAUAUCCUUGAGUUUCCUGGUAACAAGUAUUUUUCUCAUUUUGGAGUUUAUUAUGGUGAACGGGACGGGGUUCCUUAUGUGGCACAUUUGACCACUAGAGAUUCAGACACAAAACUCUUGCUUUUCGGCCGAGCUUUGAAUUCCUCAGUGAAGUUAGACCCGAUCGAUGUGAUUGGGAAGAAAUUCAAGGUCAGGAACUAUUUGGAUGACAAGCACCCACCACGAGACUUCUACUCUCACAUCAAGCAGGAGAUCGAUGAGGCCAUGACCAAACCCAUCACCUUUGACAUUCUGUUUAACAACAGUGAACAUCAGGCCACCAUGUUACGAUACGGGGUGAAAAAGUCAGAUCAGAUUGAGAAAGUCUAUUCCAAGAUAGUUCCCACCUGGAAAGAAUUAUUUGAGAAGAAAAAGGUUUAAGAGACAUGGCAUCAGGAUACACGAGAAUUCAAGAUUACACAAAACAUUCAUUCUGAAAUGGAAGAAAUUAAUUCAACAAAGUUGUACAGACUGCUCUUAAUUGUAUGUAUAAAAUUAUACCGUAUAUCAUAUACAGUGUUGGGUGUAACUAGUUACUAAGUAAUUAGUUACUGUAAUUUAAUUACUUUCCUUUGAAAAAGUAAAGUAAGGUAUUACUCUUAUUUUUUCUGUAAUUUAAUUACAGUUACUUCUGAUGUAAUUAUUAAACUAAAUACUUUGUGUAAUCUGUGUGUGUGGAGAAGAGGAAUUGACAUCAAAAUGCAAAGUCUAACUUUAAAAUCCGUGCUUUAAUGUAUAAUUCUCACAUUUGUAAUUAAUAAUAAUACUUUAUGUAGUUUUAUAUGAUUUAUUUGAAUGAAUUAAAAGAGCCGUUUCAUGUCUAUCCUUGAAUCACUUAACUCAUCAAGGUUGAUGUAGGAUAUAGAAAGUAAUUAGUAAUUAAAUACUUUUUGAAGAGAGUAACUUGUACAGUAAUCUAACUACAGUAUCGAAUAUGUAAUUAGUAACUAGUAAUUAAUUACUUUUUCAGAGUAAUUUACCCAACACUGAUCAUAUAAUCCAAACACGUUAAACCCCACAAUAUCUAUACUGUGAUGUAUUUUGGUGCCUCAUGUCUGUCUCACAAAUGGCCACAAGGUGGCGGUAUAAAGUAAAUGUUUGCUAUAUUGAGUGAAACAGUGCAUCAAAUAUAUCACAUGCAAACCAUGGCAUCUAUCCAUAUACCAUAUAUAUAUAUAUACAUUCAAGUAGUAAAAGAGCUUUUUCACGUAUGAACUUUGAGUUUUAUUGCUCUAUGACAUCCCCUCUGUCUUUACCUAUUAGUCCAAAUUACAUUUUGUUUAUUGAAAUGGCUUUAUUUGAAUGAUCUCAAUUGUAAAUCUUAUACAUAACAACCAAAUGAUUAUUUCAAAAUAUGCUAUUUUAUUAAGCAGCAUAGGAAUAGUUUACCACAAAAUGAAUAUUAUUUCAUCAUUUAUUCACUCUCAUGCCAUUCCAAGCCUGUAUGAGUUUCUAUCGUCUGCUGAACACAAAAGAAGAUAUUUUGAAGAAUGUUGAUAACCAAACAACAUCGAACCCCAUUACCUUCCAUUAUAUGAACACAAAACCACUGAGACAUUUCUCAAAAUAUCUUCUUUUGUGUUUCACUGAAGAAAGAGUCAGGUUGCAGGUAAAUGAUGACAGCAUUUUUUGUUUUUGGGUGAACUAUCCCUUUAAGACUUGUCUUUGACAUGAAAGCUGUUCAUAUUUCAUGUGAAUUUAAGAAUGUCUUUAUUACAGAGCAGCACGCAGCAUAUAACAGAGACUUUAGGGCAGGACAUAGACACCACAUGGUAUCACAUCUGACUGUAAAUGGCAACAUUGGAAGGAAGCGAUAUGAAAUAGCUCAGGUCGACUCAGGGGACCGAGCAGCUUUUUCAAGGACAGGAAACCAAAUUCAAGCCGAGAGCCCCCUGAAAAUAACAAUAUCAUUUGGCUAUUUAAUGCUAAACCAUUUACAGCAGGUCAGUAGUCAGAAAUGAGCUGCUUGUAUAGAUAAACUGCAAAGCUCUCUAAAGAAAAUCAUCUAGAUGUGAAACAAACAAAAACAAGUGUAGCCUACUUUAGAGGGGGGUUUGUGCACUAGCAAGUGCAUGAGAUGUCAACAAAUUACUGGGUAAAAGAAGGUAGCAAACACAAGAUGUGGAAGAAUUAUCUCAGCUGUGAGGUCAAUGUGAUGUAAACAAGAGAAAGUGAUUCUAGAAAACAUUUUCAUUGCUGAAAUGGAUGGGUUUGGAAGCUUUCGGAAUCUUAAAUGUCAAGCAAAGUAGAGGAUAAAAAUAGUUUAAUAUUUUCCAACAUCACAAACAUUUUGAGUUUUAUUUUGGGAAAUAAAGCUGCAAUCCAUACUUUACAUUCUCUAUGCGGUCAUACCCGACAGCUAAAAAUGAGAAAUUAUUUGUAUAAUCUUUUGGUGAAUCAAGGAGAGUUUUCAACACUGAUUUACUUACUUGUUUUAACAAAAGCGUUAACGACUGAAGCUUUAAUGUCAUUCUUAAACAAGAAAAUCUCAUGACGUUUAAUGAUGUUAAAUGUAAAUCUACAUGAGAGGGCCAAAACAAGGACAUGCGUUGUGUGUUUUCUUAAACUACAGCAUAAAAAUCAACGGGUUGCUUUGGGUUCCAUACAAUUUAAAUAAAUACUUUAAACCCUUGCAAAUAAAGAUUAAUUACGCAAACAAAAUACUCGCAUGUCCGUCUUAUGAGCAAUAUGUUCAUUUGAUGCUUUUAGUUUGAAGAAGGCCAUUGCAGUGUUAUGCAGAUAUUAGUAAUGCUGUUUGAUAAGACGUCUGUUUAAGUGAACAAGUCAAACUAAAUGCCAUUUCAAAUCAGAAUGAAUUAUUCUUCAUUGCUCGAGUCUUUAUAGCGGCGUCUCUGUUUAAUAAAAAGGUUCAUACAUUUAAACAGAAAAUAUAUGCUCGCUUUCAUAAUGAGUCUUGUGUAAUUUGGCUGUCUUGUUGUAUUAAGUUGCGAUGUUUUCAUCUUAAGCAGACACAUGUUUCCGUUCACAUAUGAACAGACCGGUUGAGCUGCACAAAAAAAGAGCACAAAUCUCUCAUGAUGAAAUAUGGAGAAGCAUAUCCUCGAGUUUGCUCUUGUUUCUUUUAAAAGUAAAUCUGAAAAGAUCAUCUAAUAAUUCUAUGUGGACGGUAAAGACCAGACACCUGGUGCGUUUUCCUAUUUUUUUCUCCCUGUAAUAGUAGCCUAAUCCAGCUGGGAAAAAGGAAACCACUGAGGCGGAACUGCAGUCUCAUCUCUAUUGUUUGCAAUAUGAACGCUAAGAUUAAAUCUUAUAAUAAAUUCAUUCAAGGCAACAUUAACACACAAAAGCAACGCCGAGUGCUGCCAGCGAUCUCUCACGUCAGUAUAAUCAGACCCGCCAUGCGCAAAUGAAAAGACAUCUCAUUGCUGAGGGAUGUUUUUAGACACAUUUCUAUUCCUAAUAGUUCCUAGUAACACAACAGAAGAGAUCAUUUACAGCCUUACAGAAGAUGUGUAUACUGUUUAUCUUAAAUUCUACUACUAUGGUUACUAUGGUGAUUUAAAGUGUUUCAGGAUAAAUGUGUAACACAGAAACAAGGAAUCCGGCCUCAAGAGAGCCAAAAGUGUCUUGGAGAGAUCAAACAACGUGACCGAGCAUGACACUCAUGCAUUUACAAAGAGCCAACAGAAUGAAGCCGUUCAUAAUGACAGUCUGGAUAAUAACCCGUCAACUGAAACAGAUCCGUUCACGUCACACGAGAAUUGUCUGUGAUAAAUAAACACUCUUCUGUCCGGUAAGCAACCACGCCCAACAUCUCAGAAACCACCCAGAAAACAUUUCCUCAAAUCUAAAAAUCUAGCUGAACAUACACCCAACCCGUCUGCAGACACGCUCCAAAAGAUCUUUGCCUAAACGUUUGUCUACCCAAAAGAAUCACAGAUGAGAUCUUCAAAUCAGUUAUUUCUCCUUGACAUCAGUGAGGUUUAAUGGAGAGCGAAUGGAAACUUUUGCUCAAGUCUCAUCUGCGUCUCAGAUGUUUCUCGUGAGAAGAAGAGUCAGAAAUCACACAAAUGUCUCUGUCUGUAUGUGCAAUGCAUCUCACAUUUAGACAAUGGUCAAUCGCACCUUGAACAAAACAUGUGACUAAUAAUAAAGAUGACAAACAUCUGAAUUUGGGGAGUUUUUCAUGGCCCUUGAAUCUAAAGCUAACCAGUUCUAUAUAUCACCUGUGGAAUUGAACAUUCUGCUGGAUUGUCCCAUGUGAACAUUAAACCUUGCUCUCCAAACACCCUCGAGCAUCAGCGGGUUACUGAUGAAGUGCAUGUCAUCCGUUCUCCGUGUCCUUCAUCUGAUGAGUACAGACCGAUACCAUUAUUUUUACAUCCGAAGAAAAUGUGAGAAAUGUUUUUAUGUGCAAAACCUGCAGUCAAGGAUGCUGCGGAUGGUUGCCACGGCGUUGCUACAGCAUGUGGAUCUGAUGCAUGACAACUAAUCAAUAUGCAAAAAAAAAUUCAAUGCAAUAGUCCAUUUCUGACCCUCACGAGGUCUGUGUUUGAAAAAAUGGAAUUAUUAGCGAUUUCACGCGACUACAAUGUGAGCUGAAAGAUUUGCUUCAGAGCAUUUGAAUCUUAGCCCAAGGAAAUCUACAUAUUAUCUGUCCUCUUAGAAAUGGAAAGAACAUAUUCUAACACUAAAAGCGUGAAUAUCUUGUGUUAAAAACAUCAUCUUGCUUGUUACUGCGGAAAAUGAGCUCUUUUGUGCGUGAAAUCAUUUGGUGUUUUGAAACGAAGCCAUCACAGAUCUCAGAACAGCUCUCUCUCUCUUCUCUUCAUUAUAAAGCAGCAAGCUCAGGUCAAGCAAUCAGCCGCUUUUAACAAAGAGAGCUGCUGUGUUCUUAAAGACUCAACUCACCAACUAUAAGCCUCAGGACAUAACACACACCAGUCUGCUCUUGUCUUACUAACAGAGAACGCUUGGAGCAUUAGUCGUGGACAAAAGGGAUGUCCAACACUGGAAAAUUGAUGCCUUCACUUUUUAUUUAAAUAAAGGAUGUUUUAAAAACUGUACUUAUGUUGUGCAAUCGUGUUUGGAAUGAAUUUUAAGGUCUGGCAAAAAAACGAUAACACGUGAGCAAAGUAAGGAGUCAGGAGAAUGACCGCUGUAAUCAAAAACAUCACAUUAAUAACUGAUAAAUCUACUCAAUGUUUGCUUUAUUCGUUUUAUAUUUCAACAAUUAUGUUUUUACUAUUAUGUGUCUUGCUCUAUUUGGAUGUCUGCACUAAAAGCUUCAAGUUACAAAGAAAAUUCCUUUACAUUCAGUGUUGGGUGUAACUAGUUACUGUAAUUUAAUUACUUAAGGGAUUACUCGAAUUUUUUCUGUAAUUUAAUUACAGUUACUUUUGAUGUAAUUCAACUAAAUACUGUGUGUGCAAGAAUUGACAUCAACUUUAAAAUCUGUGCUUUAAUGUAUAAUUCUCACAUUUGUAAUACUUUGGUCAGUUAGUCACGAGUCGCAACAGCAAUCAAUUGUCCUGCAAAUGCCGGUCAUGUUUGUAAGAUAACUUUCAGAUCGCGAAAUUAGCGCAAGUCAUGACACGCAACAGCAAUCAAUGGUCUCAUGCCUCGUGAAUGUAAACAUAAGCUGUGUUCGAGUGUUUGUGGCGCUGCACGCACAGACAGACCUACAGAUUUAAAUGGGCGUGGUCACUGUUAGAAGAAGGGUUGGGGAGUGGGCGGAGCACAGGAGAAAGAGGAAACAACUGUCAUCUGUGUGUCUCCUCAUCAAAUACAAGCAUAUAAACAACAUAAUAUGUUAAAUGUCAUUUCCCCCUAAUAUAUUAUAUAUUAGAUUAAUCAUAAUUUCGUAUAACCGAGUUGUUUUGGCUCAAGAAGUGCUCAGCAAUGCAAAGAGGAUCUGUCAUAUCACUUAUUUUUUAAAUCUAAAAAAACCCACCCAUAUUUGCCGGACAAAAAUCCUCCUUUUCCCACACAGUGUUAUACGACUGAAAACGACUCUGCCGUCCCAAAUGCAACUAGCCGCGCUGUCAAAACACAAUAAAUAUGGAGAGUGACACCGAAGUUAGCAGUGUCAACAGUAGGCAGAGCUCUGAUGAGGUGGAGGAAAUAUUUGAAAUGUCUUUUUUAAAGAAAAUAAAGGUGUGUUAUAGGCUAUAUAGGAUUGUUAAAUGCAUUACAGUGUUAACCACUAAAGAACAGCAAAGUCUGGAAAAGCAUGAGCAUCAGUUAGGUGAGAAAAAGUAACGCAAAAGUACUUUGUUACUUUCCACAAAAAGUACCCAAGUAACGUAUUUAGUUACUUUUUAUAGAGUAACUCAAUAUUGUAACUAGUUACUUUUAAAAGAAACUUUUCCCGACACUGAUUUACAACACACAUUAUGAACAACAAUGAUGCAUCAUACCAUUUAAUAACCCUUAAUAAUGCAUCAU